Molecule: messenger RNA, 4322 nt
Organism: Belonocnema kinseyi
Lineage: Eukaryota; Metazoa; Arthropoda; Insecta; Hymenoptera; Cynipidae
Gene: Mctp
Product: multiple C2 and transmembrane domain-containing protein
Exons: 14
Coding region: 469-3291 (940 amino acids)
Biological process (GO): regulation of neurotransmitter secretion
Cellular component (GO): synaptic vesicle membrane
Molecular function (GO): calcium ion binding
Source: RefSeq, a predicted model, not a curated record
AGAGGGUUCGGUGAUCAUUACGCACAACAUUUUUUAAGGAGUAGAAUGUGCUCGCUUGGCCAACCUCUUCUGGUCCACCCUCACGGCUCCAGUGUGUCGCGUACGGGACAGUCAACGAGUUUUGUCCAGAUGUGGUCCACAUUUUCGAUAAUGACCACAUCCUUAAAUUAGCAGCAUGUUAAUUGGUUGGCUGACCUCUGGUUCCAUAAGGAGAAGGAUUUGGGUAAAAGAAAAGAAACAAAUGGAAUACCUAUCUAAUAUUUCAGGAAUGUAAAGGAUAGCUUGAAUCUGUGAAAUACAGGGAAGAAUAUGUGAUUAAAAACUUGAGAGUUGCACCUGUCGAUGGUGCUGAUCUAUUAUUUGGCGAAAAAAUGUUAUCGGGACGUGACGGUUUAACCUGCUUCAAGAAACGCUUAAAGAUUCAUAAGCGGGAGUUUUUAAGAAUAAUUCCAGUCUUUGGAGGAUAAGAUGAGCAAAAGUGUGGAACUACUUUCGAGGUCCGAGGAUGGCGAUCGAACAUCCAGUCAGAGACAUAGCGAGGAGAGGUCCAGGCUGAAUUUAAACGGAAGCAGACACCUGUCAAGAAGUGCGACGGAACUCAGGGAUAAUCAGAGCCAUACUCCCAAUCGGUCGCCAGUACAUCGGACAUGUGAUAAUGAGGCGGAAUCCAUCACUCGUCACAGAUAUCGUCACGCUUCUGUAGCACAAAGAACUCAAACUUUUUUCGCGACCCUAAAAAGUCGCUGGGCUCGAAGUAGAAGUAAAGAACGAAAAAAGUCGAAGGAUGCUUCCAGCUCCCAUGCACAUGAUCAUUACAAAAAUCAUGGCUUGGAAUCGGAUUAUGCCGCUGAUUAUUCAUCAGAGCAUAGCAGAAGCUCUUCCGCCACUCAGAGCCCUGCUAAACAUUACCUCAGUCACCCAGAAUCACCCCUUACGAGAGCCAAGAGGGACAAGAUAGGAAUUUUACAAGAGGAUAGUUCAGGAAGAUGCAGUGAUGGUUCUUCGAAAGGUUCCUCGAGCUUUCAAGGUCAAAAGGAUUUGAGUCACUUGGAUGAAGGACAGAGAAACGGAAACAAGGAUUCCGAUAUCCUGCUGCAAGAUGAGACAACUCGGCGCAGGGAAUUGGCUUUGAGGCAGCAUGCUUUCUUCCAACUGCGACUUCAUAUCAGAAGAGGGACUAAUCUGGUCGCUAUGGAUCGAUGUGGUGCCAGUGAUCCAUAUGUUAAAAUAAAAUCUGCCGGGCGUCUAUUGCACAAGUCACGUACAGUUCACAGAGAAUUAAAUCCAGUGUGGGACGAAAGCGUGACGUUACCAAUAGAAGAUCCAUUUCAGCCACUCACUGUUAAGGUUUUCGAUUAUGACUGGGGCCUUCAAGACGAUUUUAUGGGCGCAGCGCUAUUGGAUUUAACUUUACUGGAUUUAGGUCAUCCACAGGAUAUCACAUUGGAACUUAAAGAUCCGGCAAGAUACAGGCAACAUUUAGGCGAGAUUUUCCUAACAGCAACUCUCUGGCCAAAAAAUCAGCAAGAGAAAGAACAGUAUUUCCAGAGAAGUAAUCGAUUGGCUGAUGUGAACCGGAAAUUGAAGUCACAAAUAUGGAGUUCAGUGGUCACCAUCGUUCUCGUUGAGGCGAAGAACCUGUUGCCAAUGGAUAUCGAAGGUUUAUCGGAUCCUUACGUUAAAUUUCGAUUGGGUACAGAAAAGUACAAAUCAAAAGUAGCAAAUAAGACCUUAAACCCAGUAUGGCUAGAGCAAUUUGACCUCCACCUCUAUGAGGAUCCCUACUUAGGCCAAGAUCUGGAAGUAACACUUUGGGAUCGAGAUAAGAGUCAUCAGGAUGAUCUGAUGGGAAAGACAAUCAUAAAUUUAGCGACUCUGGAACGAGAAACAACUCAUAGACUAUGGCGGGAACUUGAAGAUGGUGCCGGAAGUAUUUUCUUGUUGCUAACUAUCAGUGGUACAACUGCAAGUGAAACUAUCAGUGAUUUGGCAGCACACGAAGAUAAUGCUCAUGAAAGACCACAACUUUUGCAAAGAUAUUCGAUAGCGAACACUCUGCAAAGGCCAAGAGACGUUGGUCAUUUGAUUGUUAAGGUCUAUAGAGCUCAAGGACUCGCUGCUGCCGACCUGGGUGGAAAAAGUGAUCCCUUUUGUGUUCUAGAACUAGUGAAUGCUAGACUACAAACCCAAACGGAGUACAAAACCCUGGCGCCAAAUUGGCAGAAAAUUUUCACCUUCAACGUCAAGGAUAUCAACUCUGUUUUGGAAGUCACAGUAUACGAUGAAGAUCGGGACCACAAGGUGGAAUUCCUCGGAAAGUUAGCGAUACCUUUGUUAAAAAUAAAAAAUGGCGAAAAACGAUGGUAUGCCUUAAAAGAUAAAAAGCUGAGAGGUCGUGCGAAAGGAAACUCGCCACAAAUUCUGUUAGAAAUGACUGUGGUUUGGAAUGUGUUUAGAGCAUGUCUUAGAACAAUUAAUCCUAAAGAAAAAAAGUACAUGGAACCAGAAAUGAAAUUCAAGAGACAAGUCUUCCUGAGGAAUGUUCUUAGGCUAAAAGCUAUCAUUGUCAUCUUCAUCGACUUGGGAAAAUAUAUUCAGAGCUGUUUUGAGUGGGAAAGUAAGAUGCGAAGUGUCAUCGCCCUCGUUUUAUUCGUGCUUGGUUGUUACUACUUCGAACCUUACAUGAUACCAACCACACUGUUGCUCAUUCUCUUGAAGUAUUAUAUGGUUGGUGUACUGACAGGAGCACCUAUUCCUCAUCAGGUAACGGUACAUGUUCAGGAUACAACUGAUACGGCCUCAGAUGAUGGACCACCUACUCCAGGCGAUGAUGAUGAUGACGAUGAUGACAAGGACAAGGAGGAGAAAAAGAGCCUCAAGGAACGACUCCAAGCGAUACAAGAAGUAACACAGACGGUACAAAACUCAAUCGGUUACCUAGCUAGCUUAUGUGAAAGAGUGAAAAACUUGUUCAACUUCACUGUUCCUUAUUUAAGCUACCUGGCCAUGAUUAUGACAGUUCUGUGUGCUGUUGUGCUUUACAUUAUACCUGUAAGGUACCUCCUUUUGGCCUGGGGUGUUAAUAAAUUUUCGAGGAAGAUCUUCAGACCUCAUUCGGUGCCUAAUAACGAGGUUCUUGAUCUCAUUUCGAGGGUACCAGAUGAUGAGGAACUCCUUAAUUACAGGGAACUGAAGCCUUUAUCUACAUCCGAUUGUGAAAGAGGAGCUUCAGCCUCAACAUCCGGAAACCUAUCAAGAAGAGAAUUAAGAAAAAGGCACAAGGCAGCGUAGCAGAAUGUCCCGCGGCCAGAAGUCGCGGGUCUACGGCCAACCGGUCUUUUCAAAACGGUCCUGAUGCGGAAAAAACUUGUCCGUAAUCGAAAAAGUUUCGUCGAGAAACCGGAAGUGGCUGAUAUAGACUAAGUAAUCUAACGUACAGAUUUUUUAUAAUUUCCACUACAGGAAGCGUAAAUCUCGAGCUUCAAAUGAAAGAACAGUCGAUUUCGUAGGAAUGAAAACGCUAUAUAUCACAAUGACGAUAAUGGCUAUUAGCUAGUUCUCAGGGUCUUUUCAACGCUUACAUGCCCCAGCCACAUUUGUUGACAAUCCCCACCGAUUAUUUUUAUACUUUUCUUUUGUCUCCCAACCAGAAAAUAAGUUCAGAAUGGUCUGAAGCAACACAAACUGAUUACAUUUUGUAAUAUGUAAUAAAUUAACCUUGCUUCUGCUAAAAAUUCUGAAGCUUUUUUCUGGGAUUUAUGAAUACCGAGAAGACUGAUUUGAAAAAUUAAGAAGGCUGUAGAGAUGUGAAAUGGUAUCACCCGUUUUCUUACAGGUGUCGAGUGUUUUUGUACUAUUAUUUUUUUAAUAGAAACAAGAUUACUUCAUGUUUGAUUGAAUCUUUCCUUAUAUUUAGCAGGCGAGGAUCAGCAGAGUGACUAAACUGGUACCCUCCCCCCUCCCCCUCCUCCUAGGAUUUCUGACUAAUCUUGAUUUUUUUCUUUUUCACUGAGGAAUGAAGAAAAAUUAUAAAAAAACACUAAUAUUGAAAAUUAAUUAAAUUAAUUUAAAAAAGGGGAAUUUCAAGUUACACUGGAACCUGGAAUUAGAAAACUCGGAUUUACGAUAUUCCUAAAAUUGACAGUCACCGCAUUUUUAUAAUGCGAGGAGCGUCGGACCGAGAUAGAAGCCUAUUUACGUUUGGAUUCCUUAGACUUAAGAGCAAGGCCACUACAGGCCGCUCCCGAAACCGUUUUUUAUUCCAGGUUCGAUUGUAUUACUUUUGCAGUUUAGAUUAGAAUGGUAAAUUUUCAAAAGCGUUA